ACACUUGUAUUGCCGUAUGAAUGAAACCUGUCAGUGUUGAUGUUACUGAUAAAACUUGUGAAAUUUGAAGCAUGUACAUUAAAAGUAGCUCAUGACAGCUCAUCAUUGUAGUUGUGACGCCGCUGUCAUUUGAGUGUGAACGAGCCUCCGCCGCUGCCAGCUAAGUGUAUUAGCUCUCCUCGCAGUCCAGCAGUACUGUCCACAGAGGAGUGUAUCCUUUCAUUUUAGAUAGCCUGUACACAUCCUCGUAAAGGUUAUCAAUAUGGCUUCAUGGAUUAUUCAGAUGGCUGUGAUGGUGCUAUCUGUCUUCAUCAGCAGCUGCCAGGGAAAGAAGGACAAGGUGCUGUACUGUUCUGCAUGCAAGGCGAUUGUGGAUGAAUUGAACUACUCAAUCAGUCAGGUGGACCCAAAGAAAACCAUCAACAUCGGCAGCUUUAGACUCAACCCUGAUGGAACCAUGCAAGACAAAAAGGUACCGCUGGCUCGCUCAGAGACUCACCUCAGUGAGCUCCUGGAUGGCGUGUGCAGCAGCAUGAGCGACUACGCCCUCCACGUGGACCCCGACACCCAGCAGAAACAGUACAUGAGGUUUGCUCCCAGAAGCAGCGGGGCCACCGGGGACUUCCCUGACUUUAAAAACUUCCAGUUUGAUGGACCUGACGCUUCCAACGCCUUGAAAUUCGCAUGUGAAUCCAUCGUGGAGGAGCUGGAGGAUGAUAUCAUCUCUCUGUUCAGCCAGGACACAGAGCAUGUGCACCAAGAGUUAUGCAACAGAGUCUCAGACUACUGUAAAGACGCCACUCACACAAACGAGGAGUUAUAGUGUCGUUUGAUAUUUUCAGUG
Thunnus maccoyii (southern bluefin tuna) is the source of this 844-nucleotide messenger RNA. It is a transcript of the gene cnpy1, whose product is annotated as canopy FGF signaling regulator 1. Gene Ontology annotation, cellular component: endoplasmic reticulum. The transcript has 7 exons. The record is from RefSeq and is a predicted model, not a curated record. Lineage: Eukaryota; Metazoa; Chordata; Actinopteri; Scombriformes; Scombridae. Bases 263 to 823 code for a protein of 186 amino acids.